AUGGACGACGGAGGGAUCGAGCUCAACUUUUCCGUCCCAGACGGCGGCAACGUCCGGCGCCAGCUUGCGCCGAAGAAGGGCGGACGGUGGACGGACCGCGUUAAGGCCAAGCAGGCGGCGAGGCGCGUCGUGAAGAAGUACGAGUCUGGCAACGCCGAGCCAGCCACCACGAGGCCGGUGGGCCAGCCGCCAGUGCGCGUUCCUCCUCCUCCCCCGGCUCCCAGGCCAGCGCCGGCGCCGAAGCCUGCUACCGCCGCACCUGUCGCACGACCUGCGCCGGCGCCAGUCUCCCGUCCCAAGCCCCAGCCGGCGCCCAAGGCUGCCCCUGCUCCGCGCGCCGCGCCUUCCGCCGAGGCUGGACCGUCCCGUCUCCCCAUGGAGGUUGAGCCGAAGGAGGCUCCUGCCCCCAAGGCUGCUGCCGCGCCGGCCGGCCCCCAGAUCGUCUCGUCGCUGUUCACGUCCAACCCCAACAUUGGGUAUGUGAAGCAGUCGAUUGAGCCUGUCCUCGGAGCACCGUCCAACGCUCCGCUCAUUGGCGACACCAACACGUUUGCCGGACUCGGCCUCGACCCUCUCCUGGUUCACCACCUCCAGAACAAGAUGGCGAUCAAGGCCCCAACAGGUAUCCAGAAGUCUGCGCUCCCGCACAUGCUGUCCUCCCCACUCGACAUCUCCGCACGGAGAGAAGAGGAUGAGGAGGGCUUCGCGAAGCCGGUCGCCGACGAGGGACCCCGCGACGUGUUUAUCCAGAGCCAGACUGGUUCCGGUAAGACGCUCUCGUUCCUCCUGCCCAUCAUCCAGACGCUCCUGCCAUUGUCCAAGCUGUCCUACAUCGACCGCUCGAUCGGCACCCUCGCUAUUAUCCUCGCGCCGACCCGUGAACUCGCCCAGCAGAUCUCACAGGUGCUGGAGAACAUCCUGCGUAUGGCCCUGUCGCUCCCUGACGACGAAGAGGACCGCGGCUACACCCGUUGGCUCGUUUCCGGUCUGCUCGUCGGUGGAUCGACUCGCACCCACGAGAAGGCCAAGCUGCGCAAGGGUGUGCCCAUCAUUGUGUCGACUCCCGGUCGUCUCCUCGACCACCUGCAGAACACGGCGAGCUUCCAGACCGGCAAGUGCAUGUUCCUCGUGCUUGACGAAGCGGAUAGGCUCAUGGACCUCGGCUUCGAGGAGACGAUUCAGGGCAUCAUCAAGGCUAUGGACGGCAGGCGAAGGAACGAGAUUGCCGCCGAGCGCGAGAUGGACGAGGAAGGAGGAGGUCUUAUGCGCUGGCCUUACUGGCCCCGCGGACGCCAGACUGUGUUGUGUUCAGCCACGGUCGACGCCAAGGUCGAGCGACUGGCGGGUAUGGCCCUCCGCGACCCUAUUCUGUUCCGAUCGUCCGACGUCGACAUGAAGGAGAAGAAGAAGACGGCAACGGACGACAAGGUCGCCGACGCUCUCAAGGCCGCUACCGCAAUCACUCUUCCCGAGACGAGCGAGAAGUUCACACCGCCAUCGCAGCUCGCCCAGAAGUACGUCGUCACCCCGGCCAAGCUCAGGCUUGUGACCUUGGUGGCACUUCUGCGUUCGCUUGUUGGCAAUGCCGCCAAGAUUCACGUCGAGGGGGAGAACGACGGUACCAAGGUGAUCGUCUUCUUGUCCUCUACAGAUGCGGUCGACUAUCACUACAAGCUGCUCGGCGGCGCGUCGAUGGGUGGCCCUGAGCCCAAGGCGGAGGAGGCUGAGGAGGACGACGAUAGCGACGAUGACAACGAGGACGACAGCGACGACGACGACGACGACGACGACAGCGAAACGACCGACAAGGCGAAGUCAAAGACGAAGCCAAAGCCAAAGGCCAAGGCCAAGGCCGCCGACGACCCGGAGAACGUCACAUUGCGAUCAGCACUCUUGCCUAAUACCACGAUCCAGCGUCUGCAUGGUUCGCUGCCCCUCAAGACCCGUUUGGCGUCCCUCAAGGCGUUCGCUACGCCGGCGCCCCACGCGUCCAUUCUCUUCGCGACGUCGGUCGCCUCGCGUGGUCUUGACUUGCCUCUUGUUCGCGCGGUGGUGCAGUACGACCUGCCUACCGAAGGUGGCGCCAGUGAAUACGUCCACCGUGUCGGUCGUACUGCUCGUGCGGGUAAGGGUGGUGAGGCGUGGGCGUUUGUGGCGCCCAGUGAGACCGAGUGGGUCCCUUGGGUGGAGAGCAAGAUGGGUGCUGCGGAAGAGGUUGAGGGCCAGGAUGGUGGCAGCGUGCGCCUCACCCAGGUCGGCGUCAACGAGGUGUUGAGGCGCGGUUUCGGCGGCCGUGGACACGAGUAUGAGCAGCGUGCGACGGACGUGCAGCUGGCGUUCGAGCGAUGGGUCUUGGGAGACGACCAGAAUGCCGCGCUCGCCCGCAAGGCCUUCUCCUCCUUCAUCCGCGCCUACUCCACACACCCUCUGGAAGAGCGCCGCUUCUUCCACGUCAAGUCGCUGCAUCUCGGACAUCUUGCCAAGUCAUUCGCCCUGCGUGAAGCACCUGGGACGCUCGCCGCGACUGUCAAGCCUGCAAAGGCCAAGAUCACAUCGUCAGCCACGAGUAACAAGCGCAAGCGUGGCGGUGCCGAGGAUGAAGAUGACGAGCCGCGCGGCGGCAAGGAGACGACAGCGAGGAACGAGACCGAGAGGAGGAUGUACGAGGCCGUGCGAAAGCAGGGCCGACUGGUCAAGUCCGGUGGAACUCUCGGCGCCUACAGCGGAGAGAGGAAGGGCGGCAAGUCGUCCGCCGCCGCCACGUCGGGCGAGUUCCAAACACUAGACACGAGCGAGCUGGAGAAGCUCGUGGCCAAGGCACGCCGGUGAUAUGUAGCGCGCAUGCAUCGAGUCGAUAGAGUAUGCUGUAUGGCUGGUUGGCUGGCUUUGUCGGCCAUGGGCGGACAUGGCCCGCGGCGUAGCCAAAUUGUGUCGGAUCACUCCGACGCUCGCUAGCAUCGGAGUCUGAGCCGACGGGCCGAUGGGGCCGGUGAGCCCGCCCACACCACACACACCAUCGCGCACCACGUCGUCGCUUCAAUCGCAUCCACAUCUUGAGGUUGUACUUUUCUCCAUUCUUUCCAACACAACAUGGCCUCGUUCCUCCGCAACGGACGCAAGAUCGUCGCCAUCGGGCGCAACUACGUCGACCACGCCAAGGAGCUGGGCAAUGCCGUGCCGAAGGGUGAGCGGGGCUUAUGGUGGGGAGGAGCUCCUCCCGCCAGUCGCCUGGUUGAUCGCUCACGCCGCGCCCGCUGACACCACCCCCCAGAGCCCUUCUUCUUCCUCAAGCCCACAUCCUCGUACCUCUCCCCAGGGGAAGGCCCCGUCGAGAUCCCGCGCGGCGUCAACCUCCACCACGAGGUCGAGCUCGGCGUCGUGAUUGGCAAGAACGGCCGCGAUAUCCCCAAGGCCGAGGCCGACUCGUAUGUCGCGGGUUACAGUGAGUCGGCGUGUCCGCGAGCGCGAGCGCAGCGAGCGGUCGCGAGGUUGGUGAGGUGGUGUGGAUGUCGUGCUGACAAGGUCUUUCUCUUCCUGCUAUGUGAACCUCGUCGCGCGUGACAAACGUACCGCUACACCCUACACCGCACACUCCCGCUCGCUCCGCUCGCGUCGCAGCCCUCGCGAUCGACCUCACCGCCCGCAACAUGCAGGACGCGGUCAAGAAAAAGGGACUCCCCUGGUCGGCCGCCAAGGGCUUUGACACGUUCACGCCCAUCGGCCCCUUCAUCCCCAAGUCUGCCAUUGCGGACAACGGCAACGUCGGCCUCGAGCUGUCCAUCGACGGCAAGAUCAAGCAGAAGGGCACGACGGCCGACCUCAUCUUCGACGUGCCGACGCUCAUCGAGUUCGUGUCGGGCAUCAUGCGCCUCGAGGAGGGCGACGUGCUGCUCACCGGCACGCCGGCCGGCGUCGGACCCAUCGUUGAUGGCGAGACGGUCAACGUCAAGCUGUCGUACCCUGGCACUGAGGGCGAGGUGCUCUCCGAGUUCACUGUCAAGGCUGAGAACCGCAAGACGGGUUACGAGUUCAAGGCGCCCGCAUAGGUGGCCGAGUGAAGCGAGGCGAGGCGAGCGGACGUGGUGACGCUUGGCCGAGGCCAAGUGGAAUGACGAUGCGGCCCAGCCGACCCAGCUCGGCCCACGGCCCACUUGUAUGGAUGAAUACAGCGGUGCCAGAUGUCGCAG
This is a messenger RNA of Vanrija pseudolonga, 4187 nucleotides long. Its product is annotated as ATP-dependent RNA helicase DBP7. The record is from RefSeq and is a predicted model, not a curated record. Gene Ontology annotation, cellular component: mitochondrion; nucleus. The transcript has 3 exons. NCBI's taxonomy places the organism in Eukaryota, Fungi, Basidiomycota, Tremellomycetes, Trichosporonales, Trichosporonaceae. Gene Ontology annotation, molecular function: nucleic acid binding; acetylpyruvate hydrolase activity; ATP binding. Gene Ontology annotation, biological process: ribosome biogenesis. Bases 1 to 2829 code for a protein of 942 amino acids.